Podarcis raffonei (Aeolian wall lizard) is the source of this 967-nucleotide messenger RNA. RefSeq names its product protein NKG7-like. The record is from RefSeq and is a predicted model, not a curated record. The transcript is spliced from 4 exons. Bases 181 to 819 code for a protein of 212 amino acids. Lineage: Eukaryota; Metazoa; Chordata; Lepidosauria; Squamata; Lacertidae. Gene Ontology annotation, cellular component: plasma membrane.
AAGGCUUUUAAAGAGGAUUCCAGGUUGUGAGCUUUUCAUAAAUCGAGAGGAAGCAGGGGUAGAUUGCCAUUUCUGGCCAUGUCGAGAAACCCUGUCAGGAAACCAUUGUUUGAAAUGGGAUCCGCUUAGAGAAAGCAAGUGCCGAAAUAGAGGGAAGCCCCCAGACCUACUGACAGAGCUAUGGGGUGGAACGAAGUCUUGGCUACAGGGUUCACAGUCUUCACUAUCAUUUUGCUUGUCUGCGCUGUCAUGGAUCACCACUGGAUCCUAGUCGAGACCAAGAUGCAGAAUUACUACAGCGGCAUUUGGAAAGUCUGUAUCAAGCAGGUGUGCUCUGAUCUCAUUGCCGCUUCACCCAAUGUCUAUGGUGCCCGGACGCUCCUGGUCUUAGCCCUUUUCUGUGGAAUUGUUGGGGCCUCAUUUAUGACGUUCACUUACCGCUACUCCUCCCCUUUCACAAUAUACCGCUACCUGGUUGCUGCAAUGGGAUCUUUGAUUGCAGCUGCCUUGGUGUUCUUAGCUCUGAGCAUUUACACCAUCCGUAUCUCCACACACUCCAUCAGCAGAACAGGCAAUAUCAUGUACCUGUGGUCUUUUUACAUGGCCUGGACCUCCUGCCCUUCCUUCAUUUUAAGCGGUUUGUUCAGCCUGAUGGCACAUCAACGUUUGCUGGUGCACGGAUCCAGUUUCUCAGAUGGAGAAAGCUCCACAAUCACUUUGAGCUCCUCAGAAUAUACCUCAAGCUCGUCAAGCUAUUUGGAGGAUUCAGAAGGGGAAAGAAAGAUGUCUGUAUCAGCAAGGCGGUCCCUUCAUAAAUAAUGGAGAGGGGCGCAUGUCUGUGUUGUGUUUGUCGGGGGCAUAUCCGUCCCAAGCAAUCCUUUGUGGUUCAGAAAUUGUCAGUGCAUGUAUAGGAGAUGGGGGGGGGGAGAGAGGAGAUGCCUCCUUGGAUGUAAACAAAGAUUUGUAA